This is a messenger RNA of Haliotis rufescens (red abalone), 1095 nucleotides long. RefSeq lists its product as uncharacterized. The record is from RefSeq and is a predicted model, not a curated record. Gene Ontology annotation, molecular function: protein binding. The coding region runs from base 1 to 1014 and encodes 337 amino acids. Lineage: Eukaryota; Metazoa; Mollusca; Gastropoda; Lepetellida; Haliotidae. The transcript is spliced from 3 exons.
AUGUUGCUGAUGGAGCUGACUUUGUUGCUGAUGGAGCUGACUUUGUUGCUGAUGGAGCCGACUUUGUUGCUGAUGGAGCCGACUUUGUUGCUGAUGGAGCCUCCUUAUGUUGCUGAUGGAGCUGACUUUGUUGCUGAUGGAGCUGACUUUGUUGCUGAUGGAGCUGACUUUGUUGCUGAUGGAGCCGACUUUGUUGCUGAUGGAGCCGACUUUGUUGCUGAUGGAGCUGACUUUGUUGCUGAUGGAGCUGACUUUGUUGCUGAUGGAGCCGACUUUGUUGCUGAUGAAGCCGACGUUGUUGCUGAUGGAGCCGAUUUUGUUGCUGAUGGAGCCGACUUUGCUGCUGAUAGAGCCGACGUUGUUGCUGUCUGCUGGAAUGGUGAUGUUCUUGGCGAAAUCACCGACGAUGGUCCUUAUUCCUUUGCAUGUCGACCUCUCAAACUUAAAGUUAACACAUGGGUACAUGAUCAUGGGCAGCGUUCUGUGGCUGCUGGUGUUUAUCUGCCCCGUGUCAGUGGCGACAGAUCCCCAGGGGUGUGUCACGAGGAGGGAGUACACAAACUAGAGCAGAGGGUGCACGCCAUAGAGAACAAGAGAGUCGACACAGGUGUAGCAGGUGGAGUGUCCUUCGCUGCCACCCUGACAACAUCCGGUCAACUAACGGGAAACGCCACCAUCGUUUUCGACAACGUCCUUCUCAACACCGCAGGGGCCUACAACUCCUCCAACGGCGUCUUCACGGCGCUCUUCUACGGCAUCCACUACUUCAGCGCAACAAUCAGAGCAGAUUCAAACACAGCGCUCACGACAGGCGUUGUGAAAAACGGCCUCGUGGUCUCCCGAAUUGCGUCCCUGGCCACUUCCGGUGAUGGACAGGGGUCAGUAAGCAUUACUCUAAAUCUCGACCCCGGGGACCGAGUGUGGGUUCGGGCAGACCAGAAUGCAUCUGGGCAGCUCAGGACAGAGUCGGGGUGGAACGUCUUCACCGGGUUUCAACUAAACUCAGUCAUAUAAACGUGUGCUGUCUUGUGGAACAUUACAGGGCGGAUUACAUUGAAUUCCUGGCUUAACAAUAAAUUGGUGUUACACAUACGA